ACUAUGAUUGCGAAUGGACAACAAGCAAGGAGGUGCCACCGUUCCCUGGCCAGUUUUCUUCUCCUGGCAGUGAUACUUUGCCAAGGAUCGGGGCUAGCCUGUGCUCAGCCCGAAGGACGCGUGGUGGGUGGUAAAGCGGCGGCGGCGAAUAGUGCUCCCUACAUAGUGUCCAUGCAGUACGGAGGAACCCAUUAUUGUGCUGCCAGUAUCCUGAACACCAAUUGGUUGGUAACUGCUGCUCACUGCCUGGCCAAUAGAAACCAGGUUCUGGGAAGCACCCUCGUCGCAGGAAGCAUUGCGGUGGCAGGCACGGCGAGCACCACACAAAAGCGCCCAAUCACCCACUUUGUGGUUAACGAUCUGUACACUGGAGGAACAGUUCCCUACGACAUUGGCCUGAUCUACACGCCCACCGCCUUUGCUUGGACCGCCGCGGUGGCUCCUGUCAAGCUGCCCUCUUCUGGAGUGAGGCCCACUGGAUCAGCUAAUCUCUUCGGAUGGGGCAGCACCAGCACGACCAACAGCCCCUCGUAUCCGAAGACCCUUCAGGAAGCCAAGAACGUUCCCAUUAUAAGCCUCAACUCCUGUGCGACUGCACUGGGCACCAAGGGCAGGGACGUUCACACCACGAAUCUGUGCACGGGUCCUCUCACCGGGGGCACCAGCUUUUGCACAUCGGACUCGGGAGGUCCUCUGGUCCAGGGAAAUGUCCUCAUCGGCAUCGUGUCCUGGGGAAAGCUGCCUUGCGGUCAGCCCAACUCGCCGUCCGUUUAUGUGCAGGUCUCCUCGUUCGUUUCCUGGAUAGCUGCCAACCAGAAGAUAUGAACUAUUGUGAAAUAUAUCUAAAAUAAAUAGCUGGUUAUUGAAAAGUAUAACAAAAAAAAGUUUU
Molecule: messenger RNA, 889 nt
Organism: Drosophila biarmipes
Lineage: Eukaryota; Metazoa; Arthropoda; Insecta; Diptera; Drosophilidae
Product: trypsin
Exons: 1
Coding region: 4-825 (273 amino acids)
Biological process (GO): proteolysis
Molecular function (GO): serine-type endopeptidase activity
Source: RefSeq, a predicted model, not a curated record